Messenger RNA from Erigeron canadensis, 1948 nucleotides. RefSeq names its product protein MID1-COMPLEMENTING ACTIVITY 1. Gene Ontology annotation, biological process: cell surface receptor signaling pathway. Lineage: Eukaryota; Viridiplantae; Streptophyta; Magnoliopsida; Asterales; Asteraceae. Bases 506 to 1756 code for a protein of 416 amino acids. The transcript is spliced from 8 exons. The record is from RefSeq and is a predicted model, not a curated record.
UUUGCUUCUCUGUCACAAUUUCUCUUUCUCUCUCUCACUCUCAAUUUCACACACAGACAAACGACACCGAAACCAACUUCCAAAGUGCUCUUCCCACUGCCUCUGCUGCUGCUUUACACAGAUAAUAAUAAUAAUAAAUAUUUUUUCAACUACUUUUUUCCUCCCACAAAAACCCAAAAUUUUUGUUUUACAAAAUCUUAACAUAAUAUUAUUCGUAAAUUUGUCUAGCAGCAAAAAUACAAUGCAUGGGCAAUGUACUUACUUCAAUGCUCGCCGUACAACUUCUAUCCCUGCUAUUUCAUCUUGAAACCCUACAACAAAGAUUCUGUUGUUGUGGAUCCAUUUCAAAUAGUUGAAACCAAGGGAACUGUCCAUUUAGUAUAGAAUCUGUAAAAAGCAGUGAAAUUACGACAUUGGGUCGAUUUGCGAUGUAUUGUGUCGAUUUGAUAAAGAUAACAAGCUAAGAAAUCGAGUGAUUCGGGAGAGUUAAUUUAGAGGGUGAAGAAUGGCAGCGGCGUGGGAUCAUUUUGGAGAUAUUGCAAACGUCGCACAGCUAACAGGGCUAGACGCGGUGAAGCUUAUCGGGUUGAUUGUUAAGGCUGCUAGUACGGCCCGUAUGCAUAAGAAGAAUUGCAAGGAAUUUGCAUUGCAUUUGAAGUUGAUUGGAAAUCUUUUACAGACACUUAGGAUUAGCGAGCUGAAAAAGUAUCCGGAAACACGUGAACCUUUAGAACAGCUUGAGGAAGCAUUGAGAAGGUCUUACAUUUUGGUCAAUAGUUGUCAAGAUCGGAGUUACUUGUACUUACUUGCUAUGGGAUGGAACAUUGUUUACCAGUUCAGGAGGGCACAAAAUGAGAUUGAUCGUUACUUGAAGAUUAUUCCACUCAUCAGUCUUGUGGACAAUGCUCGAGUCCGGCAGGAAAGAUUGGAAUAUAUUGAGAGGGACCAGCGUGAAUACACAUUGGAUGAUGAAGACAGGAAAGUGCAAACUGUUAUCAUGAACCCUAACCCUUCACAUACUGAUACUGUUGUUUUGAAGAAAUCUCUUUCGUGUAGCUACCCAAACUUACCUUUCAAGGAGGUUAUCCAAAAGGAAAAUGAAAAACUUCAUUUGGAACUUCAACGAUCACAAUCUAAUUUAGAUGUAGGGGAAUGUGAAGUAAUUCAACAUCUGAUUGAGGUUACCCAAGUUGUUGCUUCAAAAUCUCAACAUGAACAAGAUUCAUCAAAGAAGGCUUCCAAGAAGACCGAGUCUCACUAUACAGAUGACAGCACCAAUGAAGAAGUUCAAUAUGAGAAGGAACACUCAACUUCAAGAAGUACUGCUAUGGUUUUGUAUGAAGAACAAGAUUUACCCUCAACUAAAACAUCUUAUGGACAUGGAGAAUGGCAUUCAGAUCUUCUUGGUUGCUGUUCAGAACCUAAGAUGUGCUUAAAGACUUUCUUUUUUCCUUGUGGCACAUUUUCAAAGAUUGCAACUGUGGCAACAAACAGGCACAUGACUUCUGGAGAGGCCUGCAACGAGCUGAUGGCUUAUUCCCUAAUAUUAUCCUGUUGUUGCUAUACUUGUUGCAUCAGGAGGAAGCUUCGAAAGACCUUCAACAUCACGGGUGGUUGGUGCGAUGAUUUUCUCUCACAUGUCAUGUGCUGCUGUUGUGCCCUUGUGCAAGAACUACGGGAAGUCGAGAUGCGUGGAAUUCAUGGUCCCGAGAAGACAAAAAUUAGCCCUCCAACCACCCAAUGGAUGGAAUCCUAAAGUAAAUCAUAUGAAAUGAUAUAGAUGUUCGAGGAUGACUAUAAGUUAUAUAUGCUUUGUUGCCAUUGUUAAUAUCUCUCGCAUUGACAUUGACUAACUUAGCUUUCUGUAAAGUUGUCUUGAUAGAGUUGGCAUUUGUAUGACAUACUGCUUGUUUUAUCAAAAUAUAUACCAGUAUUUUGUUGGUCUCUA